This is a messenger RNA of Eupeodes corollae, 809 nucleotides long. RefSeq lists its product as uncharacterized. The record is from RefSeq and is a predicted model, not a curated record. NCBI's taxonomy places the organism in Eukaryota, Metazoa, Arthropoda, Insecta, Diptera, Syrphidae. The transcript has 2 exons. The coding region runs from base 115 to 675 and encodes 186 amino acids.
UUUUUGGAAAUCGAAAGAUGAUUUUUGGGAGGUAUAAAUAUCAAUGACAACUUUACUUUAGGUAUCACUCUCAUUGUUUUGUUUAAACUAUCACUAAGUGGAAAACUGGGAAUAAUGAAAACCUUUUUGUGUAUCCUUGCUGUGGCUUCAGUUGCUAAUGCAACCUUAGAACUUCCAAGCUUUCUUGGUGGAGGCAGUUCGGGCGGCAGACCUAGGGGCGGUCCCCGACUAAGUUCAGGAGGUGGUGGUGGUGGAUUGAGAGGUGGCCCAGGAGGUAGUUUGAUAGAUUCUCUGGGGAGCAGUUUGGGAAACACCUUGGGAGAGGGUUUGGGAGAAGGAUUGAAAGGCAUAACAAAAAUUUUGGGUGGCGGAGGACCAGCCAUAUCCACUCACCAUCAAUUGGAUCACAAUGUCAAUGUUGUGCAUCAUUAUGCAUCACAAAAUGGCGGUAAUGGGGGCGAUGGUGCUCAGGUGGUAGAGGUUGUUGGAGACAGUAAUGGAGCUGGAUGGCAAAACGCAGCCCAGCCAGAAGUGAGAGUGAUUAGGGUCAUUCACGAAGAUGCCGCUUCAGCACAUCACAGCCAUGGUCAAAGUUCAGGUGGUUAUGGUUCUGGAGGUCAUGUACAAAUUAUUAAAGUGCUGCACCAACAAGCCCCAGCACAAGGCGGCUGGUAAACCACGCUUACAAAAACAAUAGUCUUUAGUCUUUAAACGUACAUACAUCAUUUUCAAUAUUUCCUCGUAUGUUAUGGGGAAAAUCAUAUCUAAACUAGAUAGAAAUUUAAAAUACAAAAUAUUUACCUAUAGAA